Messenger RNA from Gloeophyllum trabeum ATCC 11539, 3268 nucleotides. Its product is annotated as aminophospholipid-transporting P-type ATPase. NCBI's taxonomy places the organism in Eukaryota, Fungi, Basidiomycota, Agaricomycetes, Gloeophyllales, Gloeophyllaceae. The record is from RefSeq and is a predicted model, not a curated record. Gene Ontology annotation, biological process: phospholipid translocation; endocytosis; retrograde vesicle-mediated transport, Golgi to endoplasmic reticulum. The coding region runs from base 26 to 3268 and encodes 1080 amino acids. The transcript is spliced from 17 exons. Gene Ontology annotation, cellular component: plasma membrane; endosome; trans-Golgi network. Gene Ontology annotation, molecular function: ATP binding; ATPase-coupled intramembrane lipid carrier activity; ATP hydrolysis activity.
GUGGACAGCAAGCACAACUUCUUCCAUGACAGGAGGAAAGAGGCGAAAGGGGAAGGACAGGUAUGUGGACGACCCGGAGGAGGAGGAGACACUGCUCGGAGAGGAGGAACGAGGGAGGAGAAGUGAGGACGCGGACGGGACGUCUAUGCACUCGCAUUCAUCACAGCGAACUUCCAUUCUGCGCAAGUCAAAUAGUAAAGACAAGUCGCGAACGGUGCCCUUGAGACCACCAGAGAAACUGCAGAGCCGAUAUCCUUCGAACAUCGUCCGCAACCAAAAGUAUAAUGCUUUCACCUUCCUGCCCAUGGUAUUCUACGAGCAGUUCAAGUUCUUCUUCAACCUAUACUUCCUGCUGGUAGCCCUCUCGCAGUUCAUCCCAGCUCUGAAGAUCGGGUUCAUUGCUACAUAUGUCGCCCCGCUCGCUUUCGUACUGUGCGUGACCAUGGGCAAAGAGGCAUACGACGACUACCAGCGCUAUCUGCGAGACCGCGAAGCAAACUCAGCGCGCUACCUCACCCUAGACGCGACGGAACCCAUCGACAGCGGCCCGCACACUCGCUCGGUGCCCUCGUCGUCCCUGCGCGUCGGGGAUCUCGUGCUGCUCGAGAAGAACCAGCGGGUGCCUGCGGACCUCGUGCUCUUGCGGACAUCGGAUAGCUCUGGGACGUGUUUCAUUCGCACGGAUCAGCUGGAUGGUGAGACGGAUUGGAAGUUGCGUGUUGCGGUGCCCGCGUGCCAGAAGCUGCCGUCCGACAAGGAUCUGCUAGGUCUGGAUGCUGAGAUAUACGCUGAUGCCCCAAUCAAGGACAUCCAUACCUUCAUUGGUACAUUCACUAUCAACUCACCGCCGGUAUCUGCGGAUACUGGUGACGUACCUAUGGUUCCUGUGCCUACAGUAGAACCUCUGACGGCUGAGAAUAUGCUCUGGGCCAACACGGUUCUGGCAGCAGGGUCUGCCGUAGGCUUAGUCAUUUACACCGGUCCAGAGACGCGUGCAGUGAUGAAUACCAGUCAUCCGCAGACGAAAGUGGGUUUGCUGGACCUCGAAAUCAACAGACUUGCGAAAAUUCUUUGUGCAGUCACAUUCGCGCUGUCGUUGACCCUUGUCGCUCUCAACGGUUUUCGCGGUCUAUGGUAUAUCUACGUGUUCAGGUUCUUGAUCCUGUUUUCUUCCAUCAUCCCCAUCAGUCUUCGCGUCAAUCUUGACAUGGGCAAGACUGUAUACGCCCACCAGAUCGAACACGAUAGCGAAAUUCCAAAUACCAUCGUGCGAACGAGCACGCUACCAGAGGAAUUAGGACGGAUAGAAUACCUUCUCAGCGACAAGACAGGCACCCUGACUCAGAACGAGAUGGAGAUGAAGAAAUUACAUAUGGGCACGAUGUCGUACGGCUCAGACUCCAUGGACGAAGUGGGCCAUCAACUAUCUAUCGCAUUUGGCACGACCGGCGAUCAAGCACACAAGAGGCAAGGUUCAAUGAUGACCGGAGUGCAGCUAGCUACGAGAGGCCGGAGGGACAUGUCUUCCCGAGUCAAGGACGUUGUGCUAAGCCUUGCUCUAUGCCACAACGUUACGCCUGUGACGAACGACGACGGAACUAUCACGUAUCAAGCAUCAUCCCCUGACGAAGUCGCCAUUGUACAAUGGACAGAGUCUGUUGGACUGACACUGGUGUUCCGGGACCGUACACGCAUCGACCUGCAAACCCCCACAGGAAGUCGUGUCACAUUCGAAGUGUUGGACAUCUUCCCAUUCACGUCUGAGUCCAAGCGCAUGGGUAUUGUCGUGCGGGACGCCCAGACGGGUGAGAUCAACUUCCUACAGAAGGGGGCGGAUGUCGUCAUGGCGAAGAUCGUGCAACGGAACGACUGGCUGGAGGAAGAGUGCGGCAAUAUGGCUCGUGAAGGCUUACGCACCCUCGUCAUGGCUCGGAAACGCCUGAGUGAGCAAGCAUACGCGGAUUUCAAAGCACGGCACCAUGAAGCGAGCGUCAAGCUCGAGGGGAGGAACGAAGCCAUGGCUGCUGUUGUCGCUGAGACACUUGAGCACGAUCUGGAACUUCUGGGUCUGACCGGCGUCGAGGAUAAGCUGCAAGAUGAAGUCAAGUCAACUCUAGAGCUCUUGCGCAACGCCGGGAUCAAGAUCUGGAUGCUUACUGGCGACAAGAUUGAAACCGCAACUUGUAUUGCCAUAUCUACUAAGCUUGUAGCAAGGAAUCAGUAUAUCCACCAAGUUGCAAAGCUUAAGACCUCCAAUGAAGUACGGGAUCAAUUGGAAUUCCUGCAGUCCAAAUUGGACUGUUGUCUGAUCAUCGAUGGCGAAUCUCUACAGCUCUGUCUUACAUCAUUCAAGAACGAGUUUAUCGAAAUAGCGACGAAACUGUCGGCGGUUGUUGCAUGUCGAUGUUCACCUACACAGAAGGCAGACGUGGCGCGUCUAAUUCGGCAGUUCACGAAGAAGCGAGUAUGCUGUAUAGGCGAUGGUGGCAACGACGUCAGCAUGAUCCAAGCAGCAGACGUUGGUGUCGGUAUAGUGGGGAAGGAGGGGAAACAAGCAUCCCUGGCCGCGGACUUCUCAGUUACGCAGUUCAGCCAUCUCACCAAGCUCCUUAUGUGGCACGGACGGAACUCGUACCGACGCUCGGCCAAGCUGGCUCAGUUCGUUAUCCACCGUGGCCUGAUCAUUUCUAUCAUGCAGGCGGUCUUCUCUGCCAUCUUUUACUAUGCCCCGAUUGCACUGUACCAAGGAUGGCUCAUGGUCGGUUAUGCAACCGUCUACACCAUGGCACCUGUCUUUUCUCUUGUUUUGGAUCGUGACGUGAACGAAGACUUGGCUCUUCUAUACCCCGAAUUGUACAAGGACCUGACGAAGGGACGAGUGCUGUCGUAUAAGACGUUCUUCAUGUGGCUCAUGAUCAGUCUAUACCAAGGCGGGGCGAUCAUGAUAAUGUCGCUCGUUCUCUUCGAGAACGAAUUCCUGAAUAUCGUGUCUAUCUCAUUUACUGCUCUUAUCUUAAACGAACUCAUAAUGGUGGCUCUGGAAAUCACGACAUGGCACUUAUACAUGAUAAUCUCGGAAAUAGUCACUCUAUUAUUGUACGCCGUCAGCAUGGUAUUUUUGCCCGAAUAUUUCGAUUUAAGUUUCGUGGUGUCGGUACGGUUUGCCUGGAAAGUAGCGGUCAUAGUUGCUGUCAGCGCUCUACCAUUGUAUAUUAUCAAGUUCAUAAAGAGCCGCGUCGCUCCCGCAGCGUCGAGUAAAUUAUUAUAA